This is a messenger RNA of Cydia fagiglandana, 1472 nucleotides long. RefSeq lists its product as uncharacterized. The transcript has 4 exons. NCBI's taxonomy places the organism in Eukaryota, Metazoa, Arthropoda, Insecta, Lepidoptera, Tortricidae. Gene Ontology annotation, biological process: apoptotic process; regulation of apoptotic process. The record is from RefSeq and is a predicted model, not a curated record. The coding region runs from base 145 to 1374 and encodes 409 amino acids.
CAUCGAUCCCCGCCCACGCGUGUGGAGGAGCAGAGUGCACGAGCCCGGUCGGACCGGCAUGGCGACGUGAACGCCACCAGCGGCCUCCGGCGAUGCCGCGAUGGCCAGAGAGGUAACGCCGAGCGCCCCGUCGCUUGCGUAACGAUGGAAGUUAGAGGAAAGAGGCCUUUCAAGAUAUGGGACAGCUCUCGCAACGUGAGGAAGGGACUGGUGGUCACUAGUUUCGAGGAGCUUAUACACAGAGGAAAAGAGAAGCUCUCAGUAUCAGCGUCAGAGCCGGUGCGACUGGUCCUCGAGAGCGACGGCACGCAAGUAGAGGACGGGGACUACUGGAGAACACUACCCCCCAACACCGUCUUACUCCUGCUCAGGCCGGGCGAGAGGUGGUACCCCACCGGCGUCGACGUCAUCAAGGCUGCGAUAUCAGCGAUCCCAAAGAUAGUAUGCGAGACAAUCCACGCCCUCGAGCUACACGAUGAGACGCCCUCAUGGAAGAUCAUGGACAACAAGGGGCGCGUCACGGUGGUGCUGCACUGGGACCAGCGGCCGCAGGCCUCGCCGGCCGCGCGCUCGCCCUCGCGCCAGGCCAAGCCGGACCGCCGGCCCUCGCUCGUCAUCCAGACCUCGCUGGACCGCGCGCAGCCGCCGCCGCCGCACAUCACCGUCGUCAACCACGACGAGCCCGGGCCGGCGCGCGCGCGCCUGGCGCGCUCCGGCGGCUCGCUGGAGCACGCGCCGCCCGGCGCCGUGCACGUGCACACCGCCGAGUGCUCCGCGCCCGGGCCCCCGCCGCACCACGCGCACGGCCCGCACUCCCCUCGCCCGCCGCCCGACGAGUGUGACUUCCACUGCUGCGCUCUUCACGAGGAAGGCCGCCGUAUAGCCGUGCACAAGAGCGUAGCCACCUCCCCCAUCCAGGACGCCCAACCCCGAGCCUCCCCCCAGGGCCGCCCUAAAGGUCACGUGCGAUUUCUCGACGCGGAGUCCGCCCGCCGCGGCGAGCGCGACUCCAGUGAAAGCGAAACCGAGAAUACUCUAGUCGAGGACGAGGCCGUCACCUCCGAGAAGUUCCUCCUCCUCAUAGACCAGCUCAGCGUCGACCAAAAACGCCAUCUCACCAUCAAAGACAUAGGUAUCAUCCUAGAGCGGCUCAGCUCGAAGAUCCUCGACGUGGAGCGGCUCGACCGCGAGUCCGAGUCCGACGACUGCUACAACUGGACGAUCAAGGCGACGAUACGCGGCGACGCGCUGCGCGAGCUCGGGGUCAUCUACAACGGCAACUACUACGCGAUCAGCGAGCACCCGGGCUACCGGGACGAGAACGAGGAGGCGGGAGACGAGGCGGAGGAGGAGGAGGAGGAGGACCGGCUCUGAUCGGGCCUGUGCGGCGCCGCCGUGCCCGCCGCCGCCGCCGCCGUGCGGCUCGUCUGCCGCAUCGCCGCGCGCUGACCGCGCACCGCGCCGCCGCACGC